Messenger RNA from Melanotaenia boesemani (Boeseman's rainbowfish), 2967 nucleotides. It is a transcript of the gene zdhhc15b, whose product is annotated as zinc finger DHHC-type palmitoyltransferase 15b. The transcript has 11 exons. Bases 38 to 1045 code for a protein of 335 amino acids. Gene Ontology annotation, molecular function: protein-cysteine S-palmitoyltransferase activity. Gene Ontology annotation, cellular component: Golgi apparatus; endoplasmic reticulum. Gene Ontology annotation, biological process: protein targeting to membrane; synaptic vesicle maturation; peptidyl-L-cysteine S-palmitoylation. The record is from RefSeq and is a predicted model, not a curated record. NCBI's taxonomy places the organism in Eukaryota, Metazoa, Chordata, Actinopteri, Atheriniformes, Melanotaeniidae.
UAGUCGAGCGCAGAUCAGUGCGGAUGUUUGAUGGAAUAUGGCUCUCUCCAGAGGUUUGAGAUGCUGUCAAAGGGUUUUCUCCUGGAUUCCUGUUCUUAUUAUAACUGCCGUUGUGUUGUGGUCAUAUUAUGCCUACGUCUUUGAGUUGUGUCUUUUUACACUGACCAGUACUUUGGAAAAAGUGGCUUAUCUACUGGUAUUUCAUGCCUGCUUUGUGAUGUUCUCUUGGACCUACUGGAAGUCCAUAUUUAGUCCUCCUGCUACGCCAUGCAAAAAGUUUCAGCUGUCAUACUCAGAUAAGCAACGUUAUGAGAUGGAAGAGAGGCCAGAUGCCCAGAAGCAAAUCCUGGUUGAGAUUGCAAAGAAGCUACCCAUUUUCACUCGAUCUCAAUCUGGAGCUAUCAGGUUCUGUGACCGCUGCCAGGUACUGAAGCCUGACCGCUGUCACCACUGCUCCGUUUGUGAAACGUGUGUCUUGAAGAUGGAUCAUCACUGUCCCUGGGUGAACAACUGUGUUGGGUUUUCCAACUACAAGUUUUUUCUUCUUUUUCUUGCAUACUCUAUGUUGUACUGCAUAUUUAUUGCAGCAACUGUAUUUAAGUAUUUCCUCAAGUUCUGGGUGGGCGACUUACCAAAUGGGCCUGCAAAGUUUCAUGUGCUCUUCCUUAUGUUUGUGGCAAUCAUGUUCUUUGUCAGCCUCAUGUUCCUCUUUGGCUACCACUGUUGGUUAGUGGCCAAGAACAGAUCCACUUUAGAGGCCUUCUCAGGUCCAGUUUUUGUUGGUGGACCAGACAGAAAUGGGUUUAAUGUCAGCAUACGCAAAAACCUGGAGCAGGUGUUUGGAAAGGAUAGGAAGCUAUGGCUCAUUCCUAUCUUCACAAGCCAGGGGAACGGCCACUACUUCCCCUUAAAGAGUCACAACUCUGAGUCUCGUAACCCCUUAUUAGCUAAUGAGGACAUGUGGGAUGAGUCAGAUGAUGAGUCUGAAGAAGGAAGCUUGGUUGCAGACGUCGACCCCUCUGUCACCAUAGAGAUGGAGGAAUAAUUUACACUGAUACAGAGGAUGUAGACUUGUAACACACACUGGACCAUGGAGGUACCUGCAUUCCAAAUCAUGUGCAUGUUGGGACACAUUGAAAGGGGCCAAGUGAGUGGAUUACAACCUGAAUUUGGAUGAUCUUUGCCAAUCUUCCCCUGAUGUUUUUCAUAAUGAUGAACAAAGGAACUCACUGGAUAACCAGUGGCAGUGUUACUUCUCCUGCACAGAUGGAUAGACAACUGCCUCAGUUUUAUUUGGAGAAAUUUUGUGAAGUAUUACCUCACACACACACACAAAGUUUAUUUUAAAAUGGGUCAUAUCAUGGUUGAGGGCAUCAGCCUCUGUGGGGUUGUUUGUAAUGUUGCUGGUGGAGUGGGAAGCUUCUGUCUGGUACUUUGCUUUUCAGCAUGCCUCUGUUUCAGAGGUGGGUUGAGUUUACAGUUUGCACCUCAGGGCUUUGUCUUUGCUGGGUAGGUAUUGAAACUGAGCCUACACCAUGAAAGCUUCAGAGCUCUCUUGUGGUGACUCGGUUGUCUUGGUGGGUUUUCAUUGUAUUAACAUAAGAGCUUACUUUUUUUUUUUUUUCUCCACAUUGAACCCAAGUAUAUCAGAACAUGUUACUUGACCUGCGCCUUACUUACUUACAUAUUCCUCUUUGUUGAGGGUCAGUUUUUUUUCCCUAAGAAUGUAUCCUAUUUAUCAUCCUGUCUGUGUGUACACAGUGCCAACACUUUGAGCACAAAUUUAUGCAAGAAUAUAUCAUACUUCUGAUUUUAUAGAGUAUUUUAGCAUCUCUGUUGCAGUUUGUCAUGUACCUACCUGAUAAAACAAGAGACAGUAACCAGAAAAACUAACCCAGCAGUUUGCAGCUCAAAGUCACAGCAUUUAACAUGAGUAUCAUGGCAAACUUGAUUUUUCAGCAAAGUAAUAUCCUGAAUUUACUGUAUAUCAUUACUCAAUGUUGUUGGAUACUUUGCUGAUUAAAAGAAAAAUGCAGUUAUCAGUUUGAGUAUUAAGUCUGAGAAAUGCUUAUUAGACGUAUUAUGACUGUUUAUACAUUUUUUUGUCACAUCAGCAAAUCAUAGUAAGCUAACACUCUAGUGUGGUUUUAGGGGAAUAAAGUGAAGUGAAAACAGCUUUUAUCGUACGUACAGACCCAUACAUGGGAGAGGACAUUUACUCUUUUAUUUCCUUAUUUUAUCUUUUUAAACAGUUAUAAAUGUACGUAUUUAUAGCAGCUGAUCCUCAUCCACUGGCUGGUAAAGGACUGAUCUUCAGCAAUGUAAUUCUUUAAUUUUUUUAAAAUGUGUGUUUAUGUAUUAAAUUUUUUUAUUACCACGGAAACAGAUUUUCAUCAUUGAGACUGUUUAAGGACUUGUACGUUUAGUCAGUUAUAAGUUAUUAAUUCCAUUUACUUCUGACUGAAAGGUUAGCCCUUCACUCAACCUCAACAGUUCUAUCUGGACACCUUAAUUUGCUUCAACACUGCUUGUGUCUGAGGAAAAACUCCUUUAAUUAAAACAGUUUUUUUUCUGAGAUGUUUUAAAGUGUGUACACAAUGUAUGUUGAAUGUUUCAAAGAGUCUUGUGUAUUUAUUGAUAUAAUCAUCGUUUUUUUCCUCAUGUAUAUUGAGUUGAUCUGCUGCAGACAGUCUCUGUAUAUUUUGCUCCCUCCUGUGACACUAAAUGUUCUUUUCUCAAGCUAUAGCUUACAUGCAGUUCCAGACAAGUUCAGAAUCAAGUACAAAAGUCGUAUUGCACAGUCCUUUUUGAACCAUCUUUGGAGUAAUUGACCACCUCCAUUUUUUCCCCUUUUUUUUUUACCAAAAAUACUGACACACUUUGAUUUGUUGUUUUGUCUGUAAACAAAUAUAAAUUCUUUAUUGAUCCAUCAGUUGUUGUAACAUGCAAAAUAAAAUUAUCCAUGUC